This is a messenger RNA of Leptonychotes weddellii (Weddell seal), 2439 nucleotides long. Lineage: Eukaryota; Metazoa; Chordata; Mammalia; Carnivora; Phocidae. The record is from RefSeq and is a predicted model, not a curated record.
UGGACUGUUUACUUCAGGUUAGAAAUACUAAAAUGAAGUGGUAUGUAUAAAGUGAAUUCUGAAGACUAAUGAUAGGACAGUGUAAAAUUGUGGAGUGUUGUAUUUGAUGAAUGGUGAAUGAAAAUUUACAUAUUUGCACCUUUUAAACAUUUUUUAAAACUUUUUUUUUUUUAAGGUGCUGUGUAAUGUGUUAAGAAGGAUACUUUAAGGAAUGAUUUUGCCAAAUUUUCAUGAGUUAUGGUGGCUGAAAGAUCAAGUUUGUCUUGUGGGAAAAGAAUUAAAUGGCAGCACAAAAGGAAAUCUAUAUUAAUAGAGUAUUUUAUUAAACGAAAGAGGUUAGAUAAGAACUUUAAACUAACAGUCUCAGCAAACAAGGAAAGAAACCUGUUAGCUGUAAGACAUGUUUCAAAUGAAUCGAAGUCCAGUAACUGUAGACUUCAGAAGAAAAAAGUUUUCAAAAUCUUUGUCAAAACAGGUCAGUGAUAAAUAACUCCUCCAGUAAUAGGGCUAGGCCUGAAUACCAUUAUUAAUUGAAAAAUUAACAAAACAGAUUGAACCUGAAUUCAGUUUUUGUCAUAAAAAGUUCUAAAAAUAUCAAAUUAGAAUUAAAUUUUCCUCAAAUUUCUAUUGCCUUGUCCAGAAGUAAAGCAAAUAUCUUUCAGCCUUCAUACCAGCUUUUCUCAUGUCCUAGGGAUGACCGAAACCUUACUUGAAGCAAACUAGUAUUUUUGUUGAAAAUGUACAUCAGCCUCAAAGUUGAUUCUUAAGACCUCCUCAGUAAUAAUACUAGACAUUGAGCAUUCGCACCUACCAGGACACGAAAAUCCUCUCAAAAGCUACUUCAGAAAAGGAGGACCUUACUCAGGAAUGAUGUCCAUUCAGGAGAAAUCAAAAGAAAAUUCCUCCAAUGUUAUUAAAAAAAGUGAAGAUAAGAAUUUAGAAACACAAAUUCAAGGUUCUCAAACGAAUCUGGCAAAAAAAUCAGGUCCAAAGGAAACUGUAAAAUCACUGGUUAAAUCUUCUAGUGAGAGUAAAAUAAAUCAACCUGAAUUAGGAACAUGCAUGAGUACAAGGUCAGCAAAAGCUGCAUCCAGUGAUAAAAAAGCUAGUAAAUCCAUUAACAAAAAUAUGGUGACUGUGAAGGGACAUUCACAACAAGAAUCUACAAAAAAGAAGAAAUUACCUCAGAAAAAGUCAGUGCAUGGAACUCCUAAAUCAGAUGAACACCGGAGAUCACAAAGACUACAACAGUUAACAGAAGUUUCAACAAGGUCUCUGCGUAAUAGAGAAAUUCAGGGUCAGGUUCAAGCAGUUAAACAGACUUUGCCACCAAGAAAAGAGUACUGUAACAAUUCUCAAAGUAAAUCUAGUAAAGUUAAAACAAGUCAAAAACAUGUGAAAAGAAAAGUACCCGAAAUAAAGUCUGACUCUAAAGAGGAUGAAAAUCUAGUAAUUAAUGAAGUAAUAAAUUCCCCCAAAGGAAAAAAACGCAAAGUAGAGCAUCAAACAGCUUCUACUUGUAGUUCUCAGUGCAUAAAAGGAUCUGAAAAGUGUCUUCAGAAGAAUGCUAGAAAAGAGGAAACAAAAUCUGUGCCUGUAACUUCUGAGAUAAAUAGAUCAAAAAUGGUUACUUCAGCAGUCUCUAAAAAGAAUGAGGUGAAGAAGUCAGUUCAUACACAAGUGAAUACUAGUGCAAAAUCCCAAAAAAGUCCACAGCCAUCAGUGCCUGAACAAAGUGUAGGUAAUGAGCUGGAGCAAGUGGGAAAGAGCAAACGAGGUAGCAUUCUUCAGCUCUGUGAAGAAAUUGCUGGUGAGAUUGAGUCCGAUACUGUAGAGGUAAAAAAGGAAUCUUCACAAAUGGAAAGUGUAAAGAUGGAGAAGCCUACAGAAAUAAAAUUGGAGGAGACUGAUAAUGAAAGACAAAUACUUCAUCAAAAGGAAACAAAUCAGGAUGUUCAGUGUAGUCGUUUCUUCCCCAGUAGAAAAACAAAGCCUGUGAAAUGUAUACUAAAUGGAAUAAACAGCUCAACUAAAAAGAACUCCAACUGGACUAAAAUUAAACUCUCAAAAUUUAACUCUGUGCAGCAAAAUAAGUUGGACUCUCAAGUUUCCCCUAAAUUGGGCUUAAUACGAACCAGUUUUUCACUCCCAGCCUUAGAAAUGCAUCAUCCAGCGACUCAAAGUACAUUUUUAGGGACAAAACCACAUAAUGAUAAAAAUAUAGCUUGCCAGCAGGAAGAAAUGAAAGAAAUUAAUUCUGAAGAAGUUAAAACUAAUGAUGUUACAGUUGAAGUUAAUAAAACCACAAAAAGGGCUCCUGAAAAUUGUCGUUUGGAUAAUCAGAUAAAACCACCCCCAGACCCACCGUUGGAUAACCAGAUGAAAGAUUCUUUUGAAUCAACACCAGAUAAGGUAAUUUAUUUUCAUUAUGCACAGUAG